AUGACCUCGCAGACGAGACCGCGAGAAAUGACUCCCAGAUCAUCAGAUGCCGCGGAUACCGCAAGUCCAUCCAGACGCUUCACCUGCAAGACAUGCAACAAAAACUAUACCAAGUUAGAGCACCUCACGAGACAUCAAAGAACACGCCAACCUUCCACGCCUGCAUCUAUCCCUGCUUUAAGGACUGUUUGCCCUCCUCCAACAGAACAGAUCGCACAGCAGACCUUUCCAGAAUCCAAUGGAUAUCUGGAACCAGGCACUCUUCUUGACUGGUUGAUGUCUGAUAUGCAUGGGACCCCAGUCGUACCUCUUCCUCUUUUGGAUUUUCCACCCGGGGCAUCAAUUACAAAUGACCUGCUUAACUAUCAGCCGACUGACUUGGAAGUCGGGGCAAAUGAUACCACAGGGGAUACAGCUCUAAACAAAGUAUACAGAAUGAUUGAUGAUCUGUCAAGAAAAUUAAACUCUGAUUUCCAUCGCUCUGGAUUCACCUCGGCAUUUUUGGACUCUUCUUUUCAGGAGUUCUUCACACGGAUCUCUCCAAACUUCCCAGUGAUUCAUAAACCAACUUUCUCACCCCAACGAACCAUUCCGCCUCUUCUGCUCAACAUGGUAGCGUUGGGAUCCUUGUUUGUCUGCGAAAAGGAAGCUAUCGAGAAAGGCGAGAUGAUUUGGCGACUGGGCCAUACGGCUGUUGCCACUUCCUGGCAAACGUUAAUCAAGCUUCGCGGCCCAUGGGACACAUGUGAUGGUAUUCAGCUGGUGCUUGCUGCUCUCCUGGGCCAGACAUAUGCACUGUUGUCAAGUAAUCCCAGUAUCCGAACUACUGCAUCGGUAUUCCAUGGACUGGGAUUUUACUGGGCCAGAUCCUCGGAAUCAAAGAAGAUCGCCCUUUGGAAGACAUGGGCUGCGAACGAGGUCCAGCGCAGAGCCAUUUUAGGGCACUAUAUUCUUGAUGGCCUAAUAUCGCAAGCAUCGGGCUCCCCAACGAGUGCAAAGCAUCUCAUCAAUAGCCUCGGCAUGGCUUGCUCAGAUGCUGCCUUCACUGCUGAGACUGCGGAUGAAUGGAUAGUCAAUAUUCGCUUAGGCUAUUCAAAAACACCAGUUUCUCAAGCAUUCACGCGCAUUUUUGCUUCAAACUACAGUCGAUCUUCCUUGUGCCUCUCUCGAUUAUCACUCUUCGUAAUAAUCGAAGGCCUUCAAUCUCUAAUCGCUGAUCUCCACGAAACAUCCGAUCCUGUAUUCGGUGCUAUCUCAGAGGAUCAAAUCAUUCAAGCAAUGCUAAACAUACACCGACAUAUCGAACCCAGCUCUUCACUCGCUCCACCAUUGGAUCCGUCCGAUAUCCCAGCUCUUAUAAGAUGGCACUCUGUUUUUAUUGAGCUCACCGGGCCAUCGAUAUCGAUUUAUAGUGCUCUUUGCAAUCGCUAUGAGCUUCCACAAGUCAUCGGUGGAAUCCAUGCUAAAAGCAGACACCAAGACUUAGAUCUGAGUCAGUGGGUCAUGAAACCAGAUACCCUCCGCGCUUUCCUACACGCGAUCACGAUCAUUCGACUCCUCGAGAAUCUUCCACUGAGUCAGGUACAUACCAUGCAUAUUCCGACCGCAGUAUUUGCUUCGGCAAUGGUCAUCGCAACUAUAUGUAUUUUCGAUAGAAAUACUAUCGAAGUACCGGAGGACUACAUUUGGCAGAAUGUUUGGGAUAGUCGACGUGCUGCAGAACUGAAUCAUGCGGGAGUACGAGGGGAAAUGCUUGUCUAUAUUGGGUCUCGAGGUUGUGAUACUACAAUGGUUAAUCUUUUGGAGAUGAUGAAUUCUUUACAGGUCAUUUUGAAGACCGUUGCAUCGCAGUGGGGUGUUUCGGCGCAGAUGAGGGAUAUUAUUGCGCGAUUGGCGGUUAUUGCAUAUGAAAGUCAGCCCUCGCAGACGUCUAGUGUCCAACCAUAUACCAUUACUGUAUAA
Messenger RNA from Penicillium malachiteum, 1962 nucleotides. RefSeq lists its product as uncharacterized. The coding region runs from base 1 to 1962 and encodes 653 amino acids. Gene Ontology annotation, biological process: DNA-templated transcription; regulation of transcription by RNA polymerase II. Lineage: Eukaryota; Fungi; Ascomycota; Eurotiomycetes; Eurotiales; Aspergillaceae. Gene Ontology annotation, molecular function: DNA-binding transcription factor activity, RNA polymerase II-specific; zinc ion binding; RNA polymerase II cis-regulatory region sequence-specific DNA binding. The transcript has 4 exons. Gene Ontology annotation, cellular component: chromatin. The record is from RefSeq and is a predicted model, not a curated record.